UAUUUUAAAGGUACUAUAUGUAACAAUGUACAUGUAUUAAUCGCUUUGUAUUGCCAUUGUGUGAACGGAUUGUAAUGUUUCAAAAUGAACAAAAAAAACAAUAAAUAUAAUAUUGAAAAAAAACAAAACUGCGCUCUCUGUGCGCUAAUUGCGUAUUUUAUACCCAGGAACUGGCACAAUUACGCAGCAAACACGUGACGCACGUUGCGCAGCAGCAGCUGAGAAUAUAAUCCAUCAGGAGAAGAGGAGCUCAGUGCGCAUGCGCAGCUCUGCAGAGGACGGUGUUAUCCUCUUAUCACCAUUCACACAGAAAAACAGUCACCUCAUAACAUCCAGAGGAGGGUUUAUUCAGUUAUUCUUCACACAUCCUGCAGCUGAAGAUGUCCUCCUGUGUCCUGCUCACUGCCCUGUUUGCCCUUCCUCUCUCUAUGGGUUGGGUCGUACUAAGUGAAAGAGAAGCCCAGGUGGUGUGUGCUGGGAGGGAGUUUCGUCUUCCCGUGUACUCGACGUCCAGAAUGGUGACUUUUACACCGGACCCCGAGGGGCCGAGGCGCGUCCUGCUGGACAAAACCGUAGUGAAGGACCGGCGGUUCGAGUGGACCAGAGAUAAGAUGCUCGUCCUGAAAGAAGUGACUCACGCCGAUCAGGGACUUUACGCCAUCAAACUGUUCUCUGGAUUCACCUACGAGGCCGUUCGCUUGACUGUUUCAGAGUGCAUCAAGUCCUACCCCAGAAACUACGGGGAGAAGUUUGAGCACAGCAUCCCUGAGAACGGCUCCCUGCUGGAGUUUUCUCCCCGCGGUGCUCCGCCCGAGGCCAUGCCGGUCGUGCUGUGGAACCGGACGGACCCCGAGACCAGCGACGCGGGCCGGGGCCGGCUGCUGCGGGGCGGGAAGGUCUGGGUGGCCGACAGAGUGACGCAAGCGGACCAAGGCAACUACACCGUGAGAGACGGCGAGGGGAAGGUCGUGUCCCGCUGCACCCUCUCCGUCCGCGGGCACUCCUUCAAUGUCACCCGCUUCACCAAGGAGUCUCUAAACCUGCCCCUCUUUCUUCCCGUCCCUCACGCCCACCUCAUUUUUACCCCCACCCGAUACCCUGACGAAUCCUCCCUGGGCCCUUUUGACCCCAAGCCCCCCCGCGGCCCCGUGCAGCUGCUCCGCGAGGGCCACAUAACGGACCACGACCUGCGCUACAGGGGCCUCGUCUCUCUGGGCAGGAACGGCACCGUCAAUGAGGUCAUCAUAGUGAGGCUGACGUCGAGGCACGACGGGGUGUAUGAGGUCAGAGAUGUGGUCGGCAACCUGGUGUCCUCCACCUGGUUGCAGGUGAUCGAAAAGGGAGGCAGAUGGCGAUCUCUUCUCAAGUCCAUCACGGUCCCUUCUGGCAUGUUUGUGUCGCUGGCUGGUUUCAUCCUGUUCAUGAAGCGGUACCCGAACUGCAGCGUGUCGCAGAUCAUCGCCAGCAUCAGGGCAAAUCGCACGCCACCGGCCAACCCUCCGAGGGUCAACAUCCAGGAUUACAGCCAGCCCAGCCCUCAGCCCUCAGGCUUCUACAGUCACUCUCAACAGCCGGGGACACCGAGAAAAUUCACCCCGAGAGCCAGUCCGACUCAUAAUAGUUACAGUCCGGUUAUGGCGGGAACUCCGAGAUCUGAUAACCAGGAAGCGUACAGAUCGGCAGCUCGGAGCUCCCCUCGUCAUAAUCCAACCACUGAGCGGGACACAUCUCAUCACAACAACAACAACGAUGAGGAGGAGGAGGAGAGAAGGAUUUCCUUCUCGGUGCCCGGGGCGUCAGACUGCCUCCACUCCUGCGAGGACUGCGUUCAAUUCCAGAUCAAAAAAGAUGGAAAUAUAGAAAAGUGGAGCAAAUCACAAGGAUGCUUUUCCACGCUGCCACUAGACAGGGACACGUCUGACUCCUGCAGCGUUUACACGUCAGAGAAACUGAACUUCUUAUAAAAGAAGCUGAAGGAAGAAAGAAUAAAACGUGGAGAAACUACAGUGUUGGAUUCUCUGGUGUAGAAAGAAAACACCUCACCUGUGCCUUUUGCAUCUUAGUUUUAACAGUUCGGUAUCAAUAUUGCAUGUCAUUUUUCAUGUGAUUUUCUGAAGCAUGAGUUGAGCCUUCCUGUCUCUGAUUACAUAUUUCUUGACACUGUUUGAUGGUGCUCCUGAAAUCUCCUGCUGUUACCUACCUCCAGACCCUCAGGACCAGUCUGAUCUGCACCGUAUUCGCUGAGUGUCGGUACGUUUGUGAUGUGAUCUUUAGGGCUAACGUAGAAAAUUCGAAUUAUGAUACAAAAAAAGUUUGCAAAAAGGGAAUUCUUAAUAAGUACUGUACAGUAAUAGAGAGUUAGUGGACGUGUUUUCCUUCAUUCAUCAUGUUAACCAUUCCUAACUUGUCAUGUUAAAUAUCCGCUCCGCAGUACAGUGUUUUUUUGCAAUGAUAUAUAGUGUAUCUUACCCUCGAGGUAACUGUAGUAAGAAUAGCUAUGUGAAACGUAACAUGUUCCACCAAAUAUUGCAAUAGCCUAUUAAUGUGUGAACUGUGUACAGGAUAAUAUCUGAUCACCAAAUCUUUAUAGUGAGCAAAGAGGUCGGACUGCUGCUUGUGAUAUUUUUGGACGUCAUCUCUUAAACAAUAAAAUAUAACUUUAUCUUUAACACACAUUUUAGAUGAUUUUUUUUCCCUCCAAUGUUCUGUGUGUUUGUCGGUAACCCACAAUUAUUUUCAUUAUCGAUUAAUCUGUGGAAUUUCAUGAAUUGUAUAAAAUAUCAGGAAGUGACAAAUAGUUCCCAAAGCUCAAGAUGGCAUGUUAAAAACUAAAGAUAUUUAACUUAUUUUAAUUUUAACUGAAGAAAGCACAUUAUACCCACAAUUGAGAAGAUGUAAACAUUAAAUAUUUUGUAUUUUUGCUUGAUAAAUGACUACAACGAU
Messenger RNA from Sebastes umbrosus (honeycomb rockfish), 2943 nucleotides. RefSeq lists its product as uncharacterized. Lineage: Eukaryota; Metazoa; Chordata; Actinopteri; Perciformes; Sebastidae. The record is from RefSeq and is a predicted model, not a curated record. The transcript is spliced from 11 exons. The coding region runs from base 381 to 1964 and encodes 527 amino acids.